GCAGCCUUGCAGCAGGACUGCGGUGAUAAACAAACACACGCAGAGCUGCGGGACUUCAGCAGCAGACGACCUUCUUCGGUGACAAAAACGCUUCCAUUAUUUAGGAUUGACCCUGUAAAGGGAAAGGUCCAGGGUUGUGUGCCCCUCCUCUCCUUCCCUCCCCCUGCUCGCCCCGCGGAGUCGGCUUAUGUGACUCUCGUCCCGACGCGGAACCGACGGAGCCAUGACGGAGCUGAGGAGAAGAGGCGGCGGCGGGGCAGAGCCCGACAGCCCCGACAGCAUCCCCGACAACAGCCCCGACAACACCAGCGACAAGGAGGGCGACAGCGAUGACAGGCUGGGGCUGGCGGGCGAUGCCGAGGGAGAAGGCGACGUUGACUCCAAAGCAGACACUCCAGACGUCCCUCCGUCCACAGCAGACACGGACAACACUCCAGAGUACCUGAACAAAGCCCUGCAGGGCCUGCCGCCCAGAUGGAAGAAUUACUGGAUACGAGGAGUUUUGUCCUUAGCCAUGAUUUCAGGCUUUUUCCUCAUCAUCUACAUGGGACCCAUCACGCUGAUACUGGUGGUCAUGGGCGUUCAAAUCAAGUGUUUCCAUGAAAUCAUCACCAUCGGCUACAGAGUCUACCGUUCCUACGAGCUGCCUUGGUUCAGGACGCUGAGCUGGUACUUCCUGGUUUGUGUCAACUACUUCUUCUACGGUGAAACGGUUGCAGACUACUUCGGGGUUCUGGUGCAGCGGGAGGAGCCUCUGCAGUUCCUGGCUCGCUACCACCGCUUCAUCUCCUUCGCCCUGUACCUGGCGGGUUUCUGCAUGUUUGUGCUGAGUUUAGUGAAGAAACAUUACCGCCUGCAGUUUUACAUGUUUGCUUGGACCCAUGUGACUCUGUUGAUUGUGGUAACUCAGUCCCACCUUGUCAUUCAGAACCUGUUUGAAGGAAUGAUCUGGUUCAUUGUUCCCAUCUCCAUUGUGAUCUGCAACGACAUUGGGGCGUAUCUGUUUGGAUUCUUCUUUGGGAGGACUCCACUUAUCAAGCUUUCACCCAAGAAGACGUGGGAGGGCUUCAUCGGGGGUUUCUUCUCCACCGUGGUCUUCGGCUUCCUUCUGGCGUACCUGCUGGCUCAGUUCCAGUACUUCGUGUGUCCCGUGGAGUUCAGUGACAGCCACGGCUUCACAGUGGCGUGUGAGCCAUCCGACAUCUUCGUGAUGCAGGAGUACACUCUCCCCGCCAUGCUGCAGAAGACGCUGAAAUGGAAAACGGUGAACCUGUACCCCUACCAGAUCCACAGCAUCUUCCUCUCGUCCUUCGCGUCGCUCAUCGGGCCGUUCGGGGGCUUCUUCGCCAGUGGCUUCAAGAGAGCAUUCAAAAUCAAAGACUUCGCCAGCACCAUCCCCGGUCACGGAGGCAUCAUGGACCGCUUCGACUGUCAGUACCUGAUGGCCACGUUCACUCACGUCUACAUCGCCAGCUUCAUCAGAGGGCCGAACCCCAGCAAGGUGAUGCAGCAGCUGCUGAUGCUGCAGCCGGAGCAGCAGCUCAGCAUCUUCAACACGCUGCACUCCCACCUGCGGGAGAGGGGCAUGCUGCCGCCGGCCGCCGCCGAGUGAAGCCCCGCCGGCUUCAGAGGACGACCGGAGAGUGCAGGAGACGCUUUCUGACAGUUUGUGUUCGCAUGUACACACGAGUGCUUCUGGCGUUCGAGCCCGGACCUCCUGUCACAGCAGCAUCAUCUUCAUUAUCAUCCUCCUCCUCCUCCUCCUCCUCCUGUCGGCUCUUUGAUCAAAAACCCACUAAACACAGCUAAAGUAGGUGACUGUGAUGUUUUUGUUUCCCCUCUUGGACCGUAGCCGGCUGCAUCACGCUCCAACAGACUGAACACGAGUAAAAGCACACGGUUUUCCGGCGCAGGUGGAUGCUGGAUGUGCACUUUUGCUGCAGACGGUUAACAUUGCACUGACUUUUGCUCUGAGGAAUAAUUUUAAAAAGAAAAAAAAGACGACGUGAGGAGCUUCCACCAGCAUAAACUGGACAGCAGCGAUCGGACUAUUGACGCGCGUCUCUCUGGGUUUGGGUGAAGCUACGAUGCAGCAGGAUCAUCAUACUUACUGUCGUAGAAACUAUGCUCCAUCUAAUGCUACUGAACCCACGGCUUAACUUAACUUCUAGCAUGUUUCAAAUCCUGUCUUAGGCUCCUGCUACAUGAAGAAACGUUUAUUCUCCACGUACUCGGCGUGAAGGUUUAGGUUUCUAGUAGAGCAUCGUCUGCACAGUCGACACUUGAAGUAAUAUGUUGUACAUAGAAAUACUUAAAAUAUUUAGCCGAACAAAUACCUUAAUAUAUGACUACUUUCUGAGAACUGCUGUGGGGAAGAAAAAAAAAAACAAAAAAACACUUAAGCUAUGAAGAAUGAUAUGCAAAAAAAAGAUAAGUCAUUUGUAGCCUUUAGCAUGAACAAACUAGGUUUUUAAGAGGUAGCGAUGUUGAUGUGAUCCAAAGUUAUUUAAAGCGCGUUCACAUUGUGAGACGAAUGCAAAAGGAAAUCCUGACGCGCGAACCGAAGUACUCUUGUCUUUACUGAGGGUUUUAUUUUUUAGGGGCCGGCUAAGAAGGUCAACGCCACCAUCAGUUGGGAAAUCUUCCCUCCAAUUCCUGUGAAGCUUGCACGCCAACGAUCAUCUGACUGUCUUUUCCAAAUGUUGUUUCCGCCACUACUCCACGCACUUCCGGCUGUUAUUUGCGUUUGCUUGGUUGCCAAGCAACACGUCCACCAGGGGGCAGUGACGAGUCAGCUGCUGAUGUCGAUUUGCGUGUUUUCUGAAUCAGGAAAGGUGAUUUGCGGUGACAUUUACAGAAACGCUGAAUUGGGACGGGUUUAAAAUCACAGACCUUCCCCAUGGCGAUCACGAAGCACCCUGGAUAGUUUUAAUCCCGUACGAAACUGACGAUGAACGUACCUUUCAACACUAAACCGUGUCCCCCAACUUUCUUUCUUCAUUUUCAUUAUUAUUACGUUUAACGAUUGACUCAAUACUGCCCCCCCCAUCACUACUGGUGGCUGGUGAUUGCUCCGUUUGCUCUCGUCUGUUUUCGUGAGUGCAAACCACCCGGAAGAAAUCAUCGUACAUCUGUUUGUUCCAGGCGUUUCCCUUGCCAGCCCACAUUCCCGCAACGUGCGUCAUUUGCAUCGGUAUGGUUGCUAAGCAACACUUCCGCCGGGGGCAGUGACAAGUGGUGGAGUUUCUUGGAGCAAACUCGCAUCACUUUUCAUCGACAUUCACCGCAUCGUGUAAAAAUGGUGUAUCUAAGAGCAUCUUCGCCAUAACCGAUCUUUGGCGGACCCGACAGGGGUCUUUCGGCCAAUCACGGUAAGGGGACUGUGUCGAUCCCAUUACAUGCUUGGUAACGUUGCUUAAACCAGACUUUAACGGACGGCGGCAGUAGUUUGGAGGUAGAUCUCUGAUGAUAUACGCUUUAUGAAUUGACAGCUAGGUAAAAAUUUGCUAAACAGGUUGGAAACCUCUUAGUCGCGCCUGUUGCGUCCCACCAAAGGUGCGAAGAGGCUCUCAUGUACACGCUUCACGUGAAUGACAUUUUUGAUUCAGACAUCGCCCUCCACAACCGCGAGUUUGUGCGAGAGCUUCACGGGAGUAGACUUGCUGAAACGAGUGGCGCUAAUCUUCUCAUCUCGCCUUCCAAAAGGGUGGAACCUUUAAAGAAAGGUGGUGCUCUGUUUUUGUUCAUAUUAGUUGAAGUUGCACUGUAAUCGGGGGUGUCGGUGGUGGGUUGGAGGUGUCGGGGUUCGGGGGCUCCUGAAGAUUCCCACGUCCUCGGACUGAACUUCGGUUUGAAAAUUUUACUAUUUUAGAGUGUUUUUACACAUUUAAUCACAUAUUUGAGUGAGUUUUGAAUGUAGUUUGCAAUACGAGAUGUUAUCAAUGAUGACGUGAGAUUUGAUUAUUUGUAGAGCUUAUAUACUCUGUAGAGUAAAGACACGACUUUACGGACACGCGGCUACAACCGUACGCUCACUCGGCCGCGGCCCGAGUGUCGGGGGGGUCAGGAAUUUUUGGCGCUUUGAAGCGUCAGCCAAUCAAAUUACAGGUUCUCACCAAUGAAAUCAGUUUCAAAGAACACUAAAGAGCACAAAAUUUUCAAUUAGUUUUGUUAUGACGUGAUUAAGAUACGUCAGAGGCAUCUGCGGUCGAGCGCUAAAGCGAAGCUGCCGCGUGAGCGUACGGGGCGAGCGUACUAAAACUCUGGGAGGUGGUUUUCUUAGCAAUGUUGUUUCUUAUGAAUAUGGAGAGAAAUAUUUGACUAUUUCUGGUGAAUCACACGUUUACCGACGUGACGACUCGGACGACGCGUCACAAGCAUGUCACGAUGUUUGCGGUGGGAUCCUCUGAUUGUGGGAGAAGAGUUUACCAAAGCACUGUCUGAGCAACACUGAUUGCCCUCCGAGGGGCCCCUGGCCCCCCCUGGCCCCCCCUCUGCCGGGGGCCUGCCCUGCCGGUCAGGUCCCUCCUGUCCCCACAACCUGCUGCUUAGGGACCGGAACGUUUGGGACUUCGCUGCAGACCGGAGGACCCAACAACCUCUGGGUGUUUGUUUUAAACCGACAGUUGUUGGUCAGAAAUGAUGUAAUUUAUUUUUCUGUUUUCUUCUGUUCAUGUUUCUUCAUAGAAGUGCAUUUUAGGGCCCCCUCCCCCGUGGGAAUGCUGAUUGGGUAAACUACAGUUUCGGGACCAGCUGUGCUGUAUAAACUUUGUAAUAAAACAAGCAUUACAAGUCAAAUGUGCACCCAAAACCCCGCCAAACGCGUGCAGCUAAUCUGUUCUUCAGAUUCUCCAAACACGUUUUCACAUAUAGAAAUGCCAGGAUAUCGCGACUGGGGGCCGGAAUUUUAAUAUAAAAGAAUCAUAGUCAUUUUUACCUGAUUUUAUUUAUUUUCGUUUAUUUUAAUUAGUUUUUGAAAGGCACAGGUAGUCCUCCGCUUGGGAACGUUCGGAUUGGGAACCAUCCAUCUGAGCGAGAUGGUUCUCAAGUCCAUAUCGGCGUGUUUUUCCCGCUACGACGAACUGCCGACGUCUGCGGGGAAACUUCUCCAGAAGUGUAACUACCAGAAACAAAAGUAGUUGGGCCGGCAGGUUGGCUUGUAUCUUCUUCUAGGCGUUUCCUGCUUCUGCCCAACAUUUAUCAGCCGUAACUCGCAUUAAAUCUCCGUUGCCAUGUUUGAGCUACAUAAAGGAAGCGAAGGGGAAAAAACAAAUACGCUGCCACCUAGUGUUUGGUGGUGAUAUUACACGGCGACAAAUAUAACAAGCAACAGCAGCUGUGACGUUGGUGGCAUACGUGGGUGUCGUGCAUGGCGGUGGCGGCGCCCGUGAAGCUGUUCAGGAGUGUCCACAGAUAAAUGCAGGAGAAACGUUGGACUGAACAGCCUCCCGGAGCGGAGCCGCUUAUAAAUAGCGGAUUCACCGCCGCUAUUAUGAAGGAAGAGACAAGAUGCACAAACAAGAACUUUAUUUGUGUGCUGAAUCCCCGUUUGACAGCUCAUAAAGGGAAGUGCACGUACCCACGCUUUUAUGAAUCUGACAGGAAGUUUGAACGGUUCGUUGUUGACGGUUUUGGGCCCUGGACGGUGUCGUCUUCCAUCACGUGAUCAGAGUCUGGACUGAGCCGCCAGAAGAAUCAACGCCCCUCAGUUUUAUUCAGGCCUGAAAAAGAAGGGACCGUCUAGGUCUAGGAGUUUCUUUUUGUCUCGCCGAUAAUUGAUCCAGUUUUAUUUAAAGUUUCUUCAUGAAAGAAUUUAAUUUGACAGUCCAGUCCCAGAAUGCUUCUGUUUUUAUUUUUUUUUAAAUUUUAUUUAUUUUUUGCUUCAUUUUGAUUUGUUUUCAGUUAUUUUUAAUUAUAUUUAAACUUCAGUUUUAUUUUUUUUGUAUACUUUUUUUUUCACUUAAUUUACUUUUUUUUGUUUAACUUAAUUUAACGUUUGUUUUAAUUUAUUUCCUGUAAUUUCAGAAAAAAAGGACUAAACACUCGGUUUUAAUGAAACCCAUCACCAGUUGGAAGAACAUGUAAUACAUCAGUUUUCAAAAUAGACGUUUGUUCUGUCGGCUCAGUCGAGACUUCAUGGGCGUUCUUCGGCUCCGAGCCAUCGUUGGACCUCGUUUAGUCAUAAAACCACAUAAAAGUAGAAACAUUUUAAACUGGCAUUUGUCGGUCUAAUUUAUCAUUUUGUGGGUUUUUUGUUUUGAGUAAAAACGUUUUCUAACGACAGCCUGUUGCUUUUGGAGUUAAUAUUAAAAAUGAUGCUGGUAAAGAUCAGUGAAGUCGUGUGUAGACCACAUACUGGGCUCAUGUUGGGAUGAUGUGCAGCCGUUUAUUGUACGGACGCCAAUAAAGUUGUUUUCUUUAAAA
Molecule: messenger RNA, 6423 nt
Organism: Cololabis saira (Pacific saury)
Lineage: Eukaryota; Metazoa; Chordata; Actinopteri; Beloniformes; Belonidae
Gene: cds1
Product: CDP-diacylglycerol synthase (phosphatidate cytidylyltransferase) 1
Exons: 13
Coding region: 224-1612 (462 amino acids)
Cellular component (GO): endoplasmic reticulum membrane
Molecular function (GO): phosphatidate cytidylyltransferase activity
Source: RefSeq, a predicted model, not a curated record